Messenger RNA from Heterotrigona itama, 1157 nucleotides. Lineage: Eukaryota; Metazoa; Arthropoda; Insecta; Hymenoptera; Apidae. The record is from the annotation of a GenBank genome assembly.
AAAAGAAAGAAAAAAGAAAAAAAGUAUCGUUAGUUUCCAAGCAAACGAAUAAACGCGAGAUUGUGGGGAGAUGGAAAUUGUAACAUAUUUGUUGAUGGCCAAUAUCAAAUAUGUAUAAAAGUAAUAAUAAUGCAACAUUACUAAUAAACAAAUAUUACUAAUUCCGUUGUAACCUUAAUUCCUAGAUAUCAUAAUUUAAAUAUGUAUCACCUUUUGUACCGCAACGUGACACAACGAGCAGUUGAACUCUAACAAUUAAAUAUGCAUUAAUAAUGUUUCUUUAUGAUACAUAUCCAUAACGCAACGCAAAUGUAUUACAAUCCAACGUAAAGUGUGCACGUAUAUGUAUAUGCAUACGCACGCACGCACACCUAUGUAUGAAUCACAUGGUCAGUCCGUCGCAUCGUGUCAAUUUUGUUGCAGUAUGAUGUGAGAAUCUUUUGCCCGUUUACUUGAUCGUUGAACUGUUGUAAAUUGAGGUAAAUCAAGUUAAAGAAUGCCGAAACGUCCAUGUCCUUUCGAAGAUAACUUACUGCCCCAGUUAAAGAUACACGUAGGCCAGAAACAAGUAGACAACGGCGUUUUUCACGAGGAACGAAUGAAAAGUAUUUACGGCAAAACAAUGGACUUAAUGAAGAAAGGUGUAAAAACGUUAUCACAAAGAUUAAACACUUCUAUGGAAUUAAACCUUGUCGACGUACCGCCAUCCAGAAUUUCCUCGUACAAAUCCAAACACGAACGUCAUUCGAGACAAAUGACACUGAACAGUAAGUUAGAAUUAUUAGCAGCGGACAAAGCUAUAAAGGAUAUCCAACCAAAAUAUGAUCUCUGUGAAUGCAAUCGAGUGAUAGACCAAAGCAUGUUCAGCAAGUGUUCUUACUGUGAUCAAAUUUUGUGUAAUUCUUGUCUCUUGGAGUGCAUUGAUUGCUCAGAACUAUUCUGCAAAAACUGCUCGUUGCCUGUAUACGAUUAUGAAGAACAAAGCAAAUGCCUUAAUUGUUAUAAAUGAAUUUCAAAUAUAUUAUAUAGUUCUUUUUAUAAGUUAUAUUUAUAUUUAUCUAUAAUAGUUUCUAAUAUUUUAAAUCAAGUAAAAAAAAAAUCAAUUUCAUUAUGUAUGAUAUUGCAUUAAAUGUACUAAAUGAAAAAAUUACUUGUUA